Molecule: messenger RNA, 2155 nt
Organism: Mercurialis annua (annual mercury)
Lineage: Eukaryota; Viridiplantae; Streptophyta; Magnoliopsida; Malpighiales; Euphorbiaceae
Product: endoribonuclease YBEY, chloroplastic
Exons: 12
Coding region: 94-1830 (578 amino acids)
Biological process (GO): rRNA processing
Molecular function (GO): metalloendopeptidase activity
Source: RefSeq, a predicted model, not a curated record
GCAAAUUUUCUCAUUCUAGACCGCCGUUCCCUUCAAGCGAAUUAAAAACCAAUUAAGAGUUCAAAUACUUUCUGAAACGAAGAUUAUUCAUAUAUGCUCCCUCGCCUUUCUUCCUCCACCCUUCCAAUGGCGCGUCUCUUCCUACGCGCCACCUCUCUUCCUUUCGCAACUGCCAUUAUCUCCUCUGCUCACUCUUCUUCUUCUUACGCACUUUCCUUCGUCACUCCCAAAUCAAACCCUUUCAAUUUCCCUUCAGUUUCUAAACAAUUCCACGCUCUCCCCCGAACAAAUCCCGAAAUAACCGGCGCUACAGUUUGUCUUGCACAGAGAGGUUAUCGGAAAGUACGGAGACGAGCACUCGCCAGAAGUAAAGAAAAAGAAUUGCACCUUAACGUCAGUAUUUGUAUUGAAGACGGCCUUCCUGAUGAUCCCGAAAUCUUGAGUAUAGCAGAAUUGCUUAAACUAAAUGUACCAAUGGCAGUGAAAUUAGCAUUUGAUGGAUUAAAAGAUUCAAAUUACAAGACUCGAGAUACUGUAAUAUCUGAUCUUGGAGGUUUUGAAAGUGUGGAAUUGUCUGUUUUACUUUGCAACGACGAGUUUAUUCGCGAGCUUAAUAAAGAAUGGAGAGAUGAGGAUCAUGCUACUGAUGUUCUUUCAAUGUCUCAGCAUAUUCCUGGUCUUGACCUCCCUGUUCUUAUGUUGGGUGAUGUAGUUAUUUCCGUUGAGACUGCUGCUCGACAAGCUGAGGAACGAGGGCAUUCUCUUGUUGACGAAGUUCGCAUUCUCUUGGUUCAUGGCUUGUUGCAUCUUUUAGGAUUUGAUCAUGAGAUUAGUGAAGAGGCUGAAGCUGAAAUGGAGAAGGAGGAAGAACUGCUUUUAAAGAGUCUUGAGUGGAAAGGAAAAGGACUAAUUCAAAGUGCAUAUGAUAAUGACUCUGAUGUGAAUCUUCAAACAGAAAAUUUAGAUGACAGGAAGAAAGAAGGCAGCCUUCGAUUCUAUAAACCAAAAUUCAGCUAUAUCUUUUGUGAUAUGGAUGGAACCUUGCUGAACAGCAAAAGUCUAAUUUCCUCUGCAAAUGCCAAAGCUCUAAAGGAAGCUUUGUCAAGGGGUCUGAAGGUGGUGAUAGCAACUGGAAAAGCUCGUCCUGCUGUUAUAAGUAUUAUGAAGAUGGUAGAUUUAGCCGGCAAAGAUGGUGUUAUCUCUGAGUUUUCUCCUGGAGUUUUUCUUCAGGGAUUGCUUGUUUAUGGUAGACAAGGUAGGGAAAUUUAUAGAAGCAAUUUAGAUCCAAGUGUCUGCAAACAGGCAUGCCUCUACUCUUGGGAGCAUAAGUUUCCUCUCAUUGCAUUUAGCAAUGACCGGUGCUUAACAUUAUUUGAUCACCCUCUUGUUGAUUCACUACAUACCAUAUAUCAUGAGCCAAAGGCCGAGAUCAUGCCUUCAGUUGAGCAUCUCUUGGCUGCUUCUGACAUUCAGAAGCUUAUAUUUUUAGACACGGCUGAGGGAGUGGCCACUACAUUGCGGCCAUACUGGUCAGAAGCAACAGGGGAUCGUGCCAGUGUUGUGCAAGCUGUUCCAGACAUGCUUGAAAUUGUUCCGCGUGGAACCUCAAAAGGGAAUGGAGUAAAAAUGCUGCUUGAUCAUUUGGGUGUCUCCGCAAAGGAGAUAAUGGCUAUAGGAGAUGGUGAAAAUGAUAUUGAGAUGCUUGAGCUGGCCUCUCUAGGCAUUGCCCUUAAAAAUGGAGCAGAAAAGACAAAAGCUGUGGCUGAUGUAAUUGGUGUGAGCAAUGAUGAAGAUGGUGUAGCAGAUGCCAUCUACCGGUAUGCAUUUUGAGCUUCGGAAAGCUUUGAGCAAAAUAUCAGAAACAUAUGGUGCAGGAUUUAACUUGCCAGUUUUGAUACUAAUUUGUUUUCCUUCUGAAGAAUCAUUAGGCUAUUAUUACAAACUAGAAUAUCCUCACCCCUCAUUUAUUAAAUGAACAAAUAAGGGAAUAGGCAAACAGCCAGCUCUGAUCCUGCUGAAGCUGAGCCAGGAUUACCUCCAUGAUAAAUGUAGUUAUUAUUUCAGCUUCAUAGAGGUUCUUAUGAGGCUUAUAUUUUUUAAAGAAUAGUGUUAUUCUUUAUUUAUAUGAGAUUUCAGUAAAUAGUUCUUGUUAGAA